Messenger RNA from Ruditapes philippinarum (Manila clam), 1167 nucleotides. RefSeq names its product complement C1q tumor necrosis factor-related protein 3-like. Lineage: Eukaryota; Metazoa; Mollusca; Bivalvia; Venerida; Veneridae. The record is from RefSeq and is a predicted model, not a curated record. Gene Ontology annotation, molecular function: protein binding. The transcript is spliced from 3 exons. The coding region runs from base 134 to 754 and encodes 206 amino acids.
UUAGAUAAGUAUGAUUACUCCUACGUGCCAUACAAAAACAUAUAUAUACGUGGCGAUUUUCAGCUUAAAUUUACGGCAACCAUCGAGCAGAAGACAACAUCCAUAAUCUUGAAGGAAAUAAAAUUACAUCACAAUGUUGAAGAUAGUUUGCUGCUUGUUACUAUUGCUACAAGGAACGCUCUGUGCGUCACUACCAGAGAGCAGUAAUGCAAACCGGAGUUCAGAGUUUUUCAGGAGCUUGAUAACAGGAACCGGCGGUUUGUCUGGAGAAGUCGAUAAUGUGAUACCGGAUGAUGAAUUUUCACAGAGUGAAGGAGAAACACAGGAAGCCUCCAUUCCGCUGAAGGGGUUUGGGACCUUCCACGCCUAUCAAAGUUUUACUCGAUGUUAUCAAACAGCCCAAACUAUCAUAUUUGACAAGGCACCGGUAAAUGUUGGAAACAGAUACAGUGUCCAUACCGGUGGGUAUAUUGUUCCUAGAGGGGGACUCUACGCCUUCACAUGGACCGUUGCCGCCGAAAAGAAAACCUGGUUUGUGUCGCAACUAAUAGUGAACGGCUUCAUUAAGGGAUAUAGCAUGACCGACGCUGAUAUAAACGGACACGGAAGUGGAAUCCAUCCAGCGACAGGGUUUGCUGUGGUAAAUGUCAAUCAUGGUGACCACGUUUUCAUCAGAUUUGGACAGGGCGCUGGGUGUCGGGUUAAAAGCGACACAAUGACACGUACAACCUUUUCUGGUUGGCGUUUGUCCUAAGCUGCGUGUAUAGAAGCGUACGACGUGUAGAAAUACAGCCCGUCUAUGAUAACGUUAUUUCAUUAUCACUUUCUUACUAAUAUUCUGUAAUAUUAUCUUAACCAAUCUUUUUUUGUUUUAAAAUUCCUUUCAGUGCAAUGAACACGUCAAUGUUUUAUAAAGUGCAAAUGAAUUUCGCUCAAACAUUUCAAGAAAGUUUAUCAAAAAAGCAAACUUUUGAUGUCAACUGAAAUCGAUCUAUGCAAAUAACAUAAAUUUCACAAGUUUUUAUUUUUAAAAAGACGUUUUGUCUCAGUUCAAGAUAUAUGUGAUAAAAUGACCGGGAAACUUUAUUCAUUCGAGAUAAAUCAUGAUAAUAGUAUAAUUCUUUUUCUACUGUCAUUUCUGUUGGUAAAUAAAUCAUUUUCAAAGCA